Messenger RNA from Cladophialophora immunda, 4779 nucleotides. Its product is annotated as phosphoribosylformylglycinamidine synthase. Bases 293 to 4456 code for a protein of 1387 amino acids. The transcript has a single exon. Lineage: Eukaryota; Fungi; Ascomycota; Eurotiomycetes; Chaetothyriales; Herpotrichiellaceae. Gene Ontology annotation, molecular function: phosphoribosylformylglycinamidine synthase activity. The record is from RefSeq and is a predicted model, not a curated record. Gene Ontology annotation, biological process: 'de novo' IMP biosynthetic process.
CUCAAGGCAUCAUCACAAGUCGGAUGAGGCCUUAUGAUCAGGCCCUGGACAUCAACCCAUGGAUACCCAGAGACUAAUCUCGUGAUUGAUCUGCCAUUUGAUAUCGGCUGGCCUCGGAUGACUGUCUGAUUCUUCGCAUCGAUCGGUCUACUAUACAACACGCAGCGCUUUUCCUCUAUUGCGCGGGAUCAUUCUCUCGCCUCAGGCUUCGACCGUGGUCCUGUGUGCAUUCCUGUGAUACUGAUCAUGCUGCAAACCAGGACUAUCUAACCUCAACGCUUGCUUGUCAACCAUGGACCAUCCGCCAGUCUGUAUUAUCCCUGGGGCGUCAGCCUUUUCGGAAUUUCGACGUCAGGCGCUAGCCUCCAACAUUGGCGCACGCGACGUCCAGGGACAGUAUAUUCACUAUGUGGAACUUGUGGGAUCCCUGGAGUCUGAGAGCCACGCUCUACUGGAAAAGUUGUUGACCGAUGGUCACCAUGUAGAUGCCCAAGAAAAGGAAGGCGAAUCUUCCACUAUCCUUUAUGUCCUACCUCGACCGGGCACUAUCUCUCCUUGGAGCUCAAAAGCCACCAACAUUGCUCAUGUUUGCGGGCUUCGGAAAGUUGUUCGUCGAAUCGAAAGAGGCGUCAAGAUUACGGUAUACCUUGACAACGGACAGUCUCUGGCUAAAUCAAGCCUUGACUUCCUCCACGACCGGAUGACAGAGACUAUAUCGGAAAACGAGCCAGAUCUCAAUCUCUUGUUCAUGCACCACGAACCUGGCCUGUUGGGUACAUACGACCUGUAUAAUGAUGGGCAGACUCCCUCAGAGAUCCUUCAAGAUUUGAAUCGCAAACUGGGCCUUGCACUCGACGCUUCAGAGAUACAGUAUCUUGUUGAAGCUUAUUCGAAAGACGGGCCAGUUCCGAGAAAGCCUACAGAUGUGGAGCUCUUUAUGUUUGCUCAGGUGAACUCAGAACACUGCCGGCACAAGAUUUUCAACGCGAGCUGGACCAUUGAUGGAAAGCCCAAGACUAAUACUCUGUUUGGCAUGAUCAGAAACACGCACAAACAGACUCCCGAGGGCACCAUCAGCGCAUAUAGUGACAAUGCAGCUGUGCUCAGAGGCAGCAAUGGGAGUCAGUGGGCUCCCGACGACCUCAACGGCCAGUGGAAAGCAACAAAAGAAGCGGUGCAUUUCCUCGUCAAGGUCGAGACCCAUAAUCACCCAACCGCUGUCUCUCCCUUUCCCGGAGCGGCGACCGGCUCGGGAGGUGAAAUCAGGGAUGAAGGAGCAACAGGUAGAGGGGCAAAGCCCAAGGCCGGUCUCUCAGGAUUCUGCGUCUCUGAUCUGUUGAUACCGGAUCACCGUCAGCCGUGGGAACUCGACUAUGGCAGGCCAAGUCAUAUCGCUAGCAGUCUCGACAUUAUGCUUGAAGCACCUAUUGGAAGUGCAGCCUUCAAUAACGAAUUUGGUCGACCAUGCACUGCGGGGUACUUUAGAACACUGCUGGUGGAAAUGAGAACGAGCAAAGACUCUACCGAAAUCAGAGGCUAUCAUAAGCCGAUCAUGAUUGCAGGGGGCGUGGGCACCGUUCGACCCCAGCAUGCUCUCAAGGAUCCCGAGAUCGUUAAGGAUGGUGCAUUUCUGAUUGUCAUGGGUGGACCGGCCAUGCUAAUCGGUCUGGGAGGAGGCGCCGCAUCGAGUGUCAGUUCUGGAGAAGGGUCGGCCGAGCUGGAUUUUGCUAGUGUUCAGCGUGGCAACCCCGAAAUGCAGCGAAGGGCUCAAGAAGUCAUCAAUGCAUGUACCGCGCUUGGCUCACACAAUCCCAUUCUCUUCAUUCACGAUGUCGGCGCAGGAGGUCUGUCCAACGCUUUACCGGAACUUGCCAAAGACUCUGGUCUCGGCGCAGAAUUUGAGCUUCGAGAUAUCGACUGCGCAGAUAAGAGUAUGAGUCCCCUCCAGAUAUGGUGCAACGAGGCCCAAGAACGAUAUGUCCUCGCGGUAGCACAAGAAGGUAUGAACAAGUUCAGGGCCAUUGCAAAACGAGAGCGGUGUGAGAUCUCAGUAGUGGGAAGAGCCUCAAAGCGGCAGGUGUUGAAGCUGACAGACCGCGAUCAUCCGGCAAAUGGCGAUGAUCAACAAGAUCCUAUCGACCUCCCCAUGGAAGUCCUCUUCGGAAAGCCGCCCAAGAUGACUCGUGACGUUAACUCACGCAAGGCCGAUCUACCAGGCUUUGACACCAGCCUGAGUCUGUAUGUUCCGCAGGCGUCAGUGAGCGGCUUGCUCCAGGAAGCGAUCGACCGAGUGCUUCAAAUGCCGGCUGUCGGAUCCAAAUCCUUCUUAAUCACGAUAGGCGACAGAACGGUUGGUGGACUCACUGCUAGAGAUCAAAUGGUCGGGCCCUGGCAGGUUCCUGUGGCGGAUGUAUCUGUUACAGCCACGUCACUUACUCCAGGGGUCAAAAGCGGAGAGGCAAUGGCGAUGGGCGAGAAACCAACCAUUGCGCUAAUCUCCCCGACAGCAUCUGCGCGUAUGGCAGUGGCUGAAUCUCUGAUGAAUCUCACUGCUGCAGACCUGCCAGAUCGUCUUCACCAAGUCAAGCUGUCCGCGAACUGGAUGUCUGCGUCAACUCAUCCAGGCGAAGGCGCAGGGAUUUACGAAGCUGUGGAAGCGUUGGGCAUGGACCUGUGUCCCAAGCUCGGUGUCUCAAUUCCGGUCGGGAAAGACUCAAUGUCUAUGAAGAUGAAAUGGACAGAUCCUCGAAGUAAGGAGGCAAAAGAAGUCACGAGUCCCUUAUCAGUCGUUAUAUCUGCCUUUGCCCCCGUCCUGGACAUCAGGAAGACGUGGACGCCGCAGCUAAAGAGAUACAACGAAGUGGGUGAAUCUACACUCUUUUUCGUGGACCUGGGUCUCGCACAUCGUGCCCUGGGCGGGUCCGUCCUCACGCAAUCCUUCAAACAAAUUGGCGAUGAAGCACCCGACAUCCGCUCCGUCUCCCUAUUCAAAGAUUUCUUCGACGCUACACAACAACUUCACGAACAAGGUCUUGUGCUGGCCUACCACGACCGGUCUGACGGUGGCCUCUUCGUGACACUGGCGGAAAUGUCAUUUGCAGGUCGCUGCGGCAUAGAAAUCAUGAUCAACGACAUAUGCCCUACGCCACACACGCCCGAUGUAAUAUCUACGUUAUUCAACGAAGAAUUGGGGGCGGUAUUCCAGGUCCGUAAAUCUGACGAGAAUCACUUCAAGGCCUGUUUUGCAACAUGCGGUCCUCCUCCAGGUCUUAUUCACAAGAUCGGCCGCGUCUCGACCAAGUCUUCCUCUCAGAACAUGGCCAUCUAUCACGGUGGGAGACUAAUCUACCGUGCGACUCGUGGUGAAUUGCAACAAAAAUGGUCAAACACGUCGUAUUGGCUUCAACGACUUCGUGACAAUCCUUCAUGUGCAGACUCAGAAUACAACGCGAUCCUGGACGACGCGGAGCCAGGGUUGAGCUACCAUCUCAGCUUUGACCCCAAGGAGAACAUCAACACAUACAAAGCGUCGUUCCUGAACUACAUGCGUCCCACAGCCCGGCCGCGUGUUGCCAUUCUGCGAGAUCAAGGCACCAACGGCCACGCGGAAAUGGCGUUCGCUUUCGAAGCUGCCGGAUUCACCGCGAUAGAUGUCCACAUGUCCGACAUCCUGGACCCGAAGCCACACCAGUCACACCUCGGCAUAGAUCACGACCUUUCUUCCUUCGUGGGUCUCGCUCUCUGCGGCGGCUUCAGCUUUGGCGACUGUCUCGGCGCAGGUCAGGGGUGGGCCAAGUCGAUCCUCUUCCACCCCACGACGCGCCAGAAAUUCCACACAUUCUUUGAAAGGAAAGACACGUUUACCUUGGGCGUUUGCAACGGGUGCCAAGUCCUCUCGAAACUGAAAGAACUGAUCCCCGGCGCGGAGAAAUGGCCCUCCUUCGAGAGGAACGAGUCCGAACAGUACGAGGCCCGGGUCUGCAUGGUCAAAGUGUCAGACCCUCCUGCAGAGUCGGGGAUGCCGCCCAGCGUGUUCUUCCACGGCAUGAGCGGGUCUUCCUUCCCCAUUGCCGUCGCACACGGCGAGGGCCGCGCCUCGUUCACGACCGACCUCCCACCGCCGCAUACCGGAAACAAGACCUGGGAUGCCUCCCUCGCUCACGACUUCGCCUACGCCAACCUCGCGCCCAUCCGGUACGUCGACAACAAGUCCUUGCACCCCACGACAGCGUACCCGGCCAACCCUAACGGCAGUCCCGCGGGGAUUGCUGGCGUGCGGAGCCAGGAUGGACGUGUCUUGGCGCUGAUGCCCCAUCCUGAGCGCACCAUCUUGGCCGGCGUGGGUAGUUACAUCCCCGAGCAGGCGAUGAAGGGAGAGAAAGACGGAUGGGGCGACUGGGGCGAGUACGGGCCGUGGUUGAGAUUAUUCCAAAGUGCGAGGAGGUGGGUUGGAUGAGAGACCUCGGACCGGAUGGGACUGGGGUGAGAGAAACCGGGGAGGGUGUUGCUGGGAGGAAGGCGGCUCAACGACUGACGAAUCCUCGAUGAGACGAGAAUGAGACUCGGUCAAGGGAUGCUCUGUACUCUGUUGGAUUGACGAGGGCGUUAGAGUGGGAAAGGGGUAACCGAUGCAAAUCCGCCGCCCUGUAACGCAAGGGUGACUCUCCGGUUCAUAAGAAAAGGGUGAUCGAGAAAAUAGACAUUGUGAGAUAGAUGUUUUGCGACUGCUAGAGAAUUGCGACUUCAGCAAAUGAUGAAUCUAAAACGAUUCGAGCUCCA